GUUAUCACGGUUUGGUUUCUAUGAGAUUGUACGAUUUCUACGCUGAGGUUGGUGUGGUGUGUGUUGACCUUUUGUUCACAUUCUGUCCGCAGGGUGAUCAGCUACGAGUGUUGCCCUGGUUACGAGAAGAUGCCCGGAGAAAAGGGUUGCCCUGCUGCACUCCCCCUGGUGGACAUAUACAACACCCUGGGCGUGGCCGGGGCGUCCACCACCCAGAUGUACACCGACAGGGCCAACCUGAAGGAGGAGAUCGACGGCCCGGGCAGCGUCACCUUCUUCGCCCCCAGCAACACAGCCUGGUCCGCCCUGCCCCAUGAGAUCCUGGAUGCUCUGGUGAGCAACGUGAACAUCGAGCUGCUCAAUGCCCUCCACUACCACAUGGUCGACCGCAGGCUGACCAGUGAGGACCUCAAGCACGGCUCCUCCUUCACCUCCAUGUACCAGGACUUUGACGUGCACAUCCAUCACUACCCCAACGGGAUCGUGACGGUGAACUGCGCGCGGCUGAUCAAGACCGACCAGCACGCCACCAACGGGAUAGUGCACGUGGUGGACCGCGUCAUCACAGCCAUCUCCAACAACGUCCACAGCUUCAUCGAUACCGACGACGACCUGGAGACGCUGCGCACGGCCUUGGCAGCUGCAGGGAUGACCAGCAUGCUGGAGAGUGAGGGCCAGUACACGUUGUUCGCCCCGACCAACGAAGCCUUUGAGAAGAUCCCCCCAGACACCCUGAACCGCAUCCUGGGAGACCCCGUGGCUCUGAGAGACCUGCUCAACUACCACAUCCUCAAGCACAUGCAGUGCGCCGAGUCCAUCGUCACGGGCAUGCCCAUGGAGACCAUGCAGGGCACGGUGCUGGAGGUGGGCUGCGACGGAGAUCACAUGACCCUCAACGGCAAAGCCAUCAUCACCAAGACCGACCAGCUGGGGACCAACGGCGUCAUCCACUACAUCAACGAGCUGCUCAUCCCCGACUCAGCUAAGACCCUGUUGGAGCUGAUGGAGGGCUCCACAGUGACCAAGGCCCAGCAGAUGUUUGUGGACGCCGGCCUGGGACCCCUUCUGUCUGGGAGCGAGGCCCUGACCGUGCUGGCCCCCCAGGACGAUGCCUUCAAAGGGAGCAUGACGAUGGACGGAGAGAUGAGGAAGUUGAUGAACAACCAUCUCCUGAAGACCCAGCUGAGCUCCAAGUCUCUCUACCACGGACAGGAGCUGGACACCCUAGGAGGGCUCAAGCUCAGGGUGUUCGUGUACCGCAACAACCUAUGCGUUGAGAACGCCUGCAUCGCAGCCCACGACAAGAUGGGCCGCUUCGCCAGCAUGUUGACUGUGGACAAGGUCCUCACCCCACCAACUGGAACCAUCAUGGAUGUCCUGAAGGCAGACGACCGGUUCAGUCUGCUGACAGGGGCCCUCCAGACUGCUGGUAUGACGGAGCUGAUGAACCAACAGAAACUGCUGACCGUCUUUGCUCCUACCAACGACGCUUUCAACACCAUUCCCAGACCUGAGCUCAACAGACUCCUGCAAAACAGCCAGGGGCUGAGCCGGCUGCUGAGGUUCCAUAUGGGGGACGGCAUGCUGGUGAGCGGGGGAGUGACGUCCCACACCAGAAUGCAGCCGCUGCUGGGAGAGAGGCUGGAGAUGGGAAUGCGUAACUACACGGUGUACGUAAACCGGGUGCCCGUGGUGGAGGCGGAUCUGAUGGCCACCAACGGAGUCGUCCACGCGGUCGACUCCAUCGUCAAACCCCUCCCCCCUAGGGUAGAACGAGCUCAAUCGGACGGGCCUGCACCACGGGUCAGAUCGGCUUCGUCCAGAGUCAGGAAGGCUUCGGUCUCCCGAGGCUUCAAGAACGAGGACCUCUUCCAGAAGGUGAUGAACAGUCGCUCCAGCAGAACGAUGACGCAAAGACAGUAGAAUCUGAAAUAAGAGAAAUAGCGUCCCCUGCCCCCAAACAGCUGAACUGCACCCCAACCACCACCAACAAUUUCGUCCUAACCACCAAUAUAGGGAAAUCAAGUCGUAAAUAUUCGUGAACUAGACGUCUUCUAUAACCCUGCAUGUGGUUAACGUAUGGAAUAAGGGCUUGUUUAUAAAUUAGAAAAUUGCAAAAUGACGCUUAAUAAAUGUUUUCAUUUAUUGUUAGCCAAAUCAGGGAAAAUAGCUAUGACCAAACAAUAGCCAUCAAAAUAAGUUUUUAAUAGCCUAUCUUAAAAGUGUAAAUCGAGAAAGUCUUUUUUAUAAAGCAUUGUAUUUAGCAUGUUUGCAUGGUUUAAGUUUAGACUAUUGAAAAGAGUUAAGAAGAAAAAUGUAGCUUGUGGUUUUCAUGUAGUUCCUAAGUUUCUUUUAUUUGAUACAGCUGAUGAUUUCACUCUUCCAUGCACAUGUUCUACUCAUCUGUAAAAUACUGUCACUGAAAUAUCUAUGUGUGUAUGACCUCGCACAGAAUAUCAAUAUGCAAUUCUGAUUAAAAACGGCAAUUUUGUA
Molecule: messenger RNA, 2493 nt
Organism: Gadus macrocephalus (Pacific cod)
Lineage: Eukaryota; Metazoa; Chordata; Actinopteri; Gadiformes; Gadidae
Gene: tgfbi
Product: transforming growth factor, beta-induced
Exons: 15
Coding region: 130-1923 (597 amino acids)
Source: RefSeq, a predicted model, not a curated record